Molecule: messenger RNA, 912 nt
Organism: Metarhizium acridum CQMa 102
Lineage: Eukaryota; Fungi; Ascomycota; Sordariomycetes; Hypocreales; Clavicipitaceae
Source: RefSeq, a predicted model, not a curated record
AUGAUGCUUAUUAAGCUCAGCAUUGGCGUUUUCUUGUUACGGCUGGCCACGAAAAAGCUUUAUAUUUGGAUAAUUCGAGCAGCUUUGGUCAUUGUCACCCUCUGGAGCUUGGGCAUCUUCAUAUGGGAUGUCUUUCAAUGCACGCCAGUGGCGAAGCAAUGGGACUUUAGGAUCACGACAGGUCACUGUGCAGGGCCGAAUGAGAUCAUUUCAGCAGCCUAUGCUCUCAGUGUCAUGACAAUCCUAUCGGACUGGUUCUUCGCACUCAUUCCUAUUCCCAUGCUGUGGGGUGUCAAGAUGACCAAACAAGCCAAGGCUACAGUCAUUGUCAUUCUUGGUCUCGGUGUCUUCGCCAGUAUCGCCACGCUCAUCAGGCUCAAAUUCCUAGCGGGCCUCGAGGAGACUGACGAUUUCUUGUUCUCAGUUACAGACGCCACGAUAUGGAGUCUGGUGGAACCGGGUGUGGCUAUCAUCGCAUCCAGCCUGGCAACUAUCCGGCCUCUCCUCCGCGCCCUCAAAAUUCGAGGCUUCCUAUCGACCGACAAGUACCCCAGCAGCGGCAUUUCAGGAGCCGCACGCUACGGACGUGGAAGUCGAAAUACGCGUGGGUCUGUGCCGGGCCAUGGUCCGACCGACGUGUCUCUCCACAGCGUGACCAAAAAGAGCGACAUCCGGUCCAAAUAUGCUGGUUCCACCAUUGACGAAUCUCACGACGAGAUCCAAACGAGUAGUCAGAAUAGUGGCGACGCGCCCAGCGACGCCAAGAGCGAAACUUUUGUCAUUGAAGGCGCUGAAAAUUCGCCCACGUUGAGCACACAUGGUUUGAGACCGGCAAACCGAGUCAUGGAUGAACUUGCUGAUUUGGAGUCCCACGGACGGGAAUACCAGUUGAAAAAGGGAUGGGGCGUUUAA